This is a messenger RNA of Colletotrichum orchidophilum, 1443 nucleotides long. RefSeq lists its product as uncharacterized. Lineage: Eukaryota; Fungi; Ascomycota; Sordariomycetes; Glomerellales; Glomerellaceae. Bases 1 to 1443 code for a protein of 480 amino acids. Gene Ontology annotation, molecular function: FAD binding; oxidoreductase activity. The record is from RefSeq and is a predicted model, not a curated record. The transcript has 3 exons.
AUGAAUCUCGCCAUCGCCCUCCUAGCCUUGGCAACAUUCGCCCUCAGCACCCCCCUCGAGGACCUCACAGCCUGCCUCCGCACCGCCUCCGUGCCCAUCGCCUCCUCGCCUCCCACGCCCUACAACCUGCGCCUCCCCGUCAAGCCCCUCCUCCUCGUCGUCCCGACCACAACCCCCCAGAUCGCCUCCGCGGUGGCAUGCGGCGCCAGGAACGGCGUCGGCGUCAGCGCCAAGAGUGGUGGGCACAGUUACACCUCGGCCGGGUUCGGCGGCGAAGACGGCCAUCUGGUGAUCAACCUGGACCGCAUGUACGGAGUGACGGUCGCGAGCGACGGCACGACGGCCAGAGUGCAGGCCGGUGCGCGGCUGGGGCACGUAGCUACGGAGCUGUACAGGCAGGGAAAGAGGGCGAUAUCUCAUGGUACUUGUCCAGCUGUCGGCGUCGGCGGCCACGCCCUCCACGGCGGCCACGGCAUGGUCUCGCGAACCUACGGCCUCGCCACAGACUGGAUCCAAGCCGCCACCGUCGUCCUCGCCAACGGGACCAUCACGCGCUGCUCGGCGACCGAGCGGCCCAACCUCUUUUGGUCGAUCCGCGGCGCGGGCUCGUCCAUGGCCAUCGUGGCGGAACUCGAGUUCAACACGUUUGCGGCGCCCGACAAGGUGACGUACUUUGACAUUGACUUGGUCUGGGACGUGGCGAAGUUGCCGCAGGUUCUUGUCGAUACGCAGGAGUUUGCGAGGACGAUGCCGGCGGAGCUAACCAUGUCCACGACGUUUAACAAUGACGGGGUUUACCUCAAUGGCGCGUAUGUGGGUGAUGAUAAGGCGUUCCGGACCGCUGUGCAGCCUUUGCUUGCAAAGAUUGGGGUCCAGGUGUCCAGUUCCAAGACGGUUGGGUGGAUUGACUUUAUCAAGCACUAUGCGGGUGUGACGGAUAUCGAUAUAACGACGGCAACGUAUAACGAACACGACAACUCGUACGCAUCAAGCCUCACAACGCCCGCCCUAGCCAAGACAACCUUUCAAUUCCUCGUCGACACCAUCGCCAAGCACGGCCUCACCGCGACCCGGUCCUGGUACAUGCACAUGAACUUCCACGGGGGCCCGACCUCGGCCGUGGCGCGCCCUAAGACGGACGACACGGCCUACGUCCACCGCGACAAGAUGCUUCUCUUCCAGCUCAAGGACGGCGUCUCGACGAGCCAGACGUACCCGGCCGACGGGUUCGCGCUGCUCCAGGGGUUGCGGCAGAGCAUCACGCGGGCGCUGGGCAGCGACCAGUGGGGCAUGUAUGCCAACUAUCCCGACUCCCAGGUGAGCGGGAGCGAGGCGCCGAGGAUAUACUGGGGGAGCAAUUUGCAGAGGCUGGAGUGGAUCAAGGCCGACUAUGAUCCCACAAAUGUGUUUCGCGAUGCGCAGUCUAUUCAACCUGCAAAGUAG